Molecule: messenger RNA, 930 nt
Organism: Capra hircus (goat)
Lineage: Eukaryota; Metazoa; Chordata; Mammalia; Artiodactyla; Bovidae
Product: olfactory receptor 4C46-like
Exons: 2
Coding region: 1-930 (309 amino acids)
Biological process (GO): G protein-coupled receptor signaling pathway
Cellular component (GO): membrane
Molecular function (GO): G protein-coupled receptor activity; olfactory receptor activity
Source: RefSeq, a predicted model, not a curated record
AUGCAAGACAGGGAAAGAGACACAGAUUUUGUUCUAUUGGGGCUCUCACAGAAUCCAACGAUGCAGAAAAUGAUAUUUGUUGUGCUUUUGAUUGUCUAUAUUGUCUCUACUGUGGGAAAUGUGCUCACUAUGGUCACCAUCAAAGCCAGUUCAUUAUUGGAGUCCCCCGGCUACUAUUUCCUGGCUCAUCUCUCAUUCAUUGAUGCCUGCUAUUCCUGUGUAAAUAACCCUAAAGUGAUUGUAGAUUCACUCUAUGUAAAGAAAAUAAGCCCUUUCAAUGAAUGCAUGAUGCCGAUCUUUGGGGAACAUUUAUUUUCAGGUGCUAACAUCAUUCUGCUUACUGCAAUGGCAUAUGACCACUAUGUGGCCAUCUGUAAGCCUUUGCAUUAUACUACUCUCAUGAACUGGCAGGUUUGUGACCUUUUAAUAGGAGUGUCAUGGGUGGGAGGCUUUCUUCAUGCAACCAUACAGAUUCUCUUCAUCAUCAAAUUACCCUUCUGUGGCCCUACAGUCAUAGAUCACUUUAUGUGUGAUCUGAACCCUUCGCUUGAUCUUGCCUGCACUGAUACCCACACUCUAGUACUCUUUGUUGCUGCCAACAGUGGGUUCAUCUCUCUGCUAAACUUUCUCCUCUUGAUUGGUUGCUAUGCAGUCAUUCUGCACCCCUUAAAAACCCAGAGUUUGGAAGCUCAGCAAAAAGCUCUCUCUGCCUGUGUCUCCCACAUCACAGCAGUUGUAUUUUUCUUUUUACCCUGCAUAUUUGAAUACCUGAGACCAGCAACUAGUUUACCUAUUGAUAAAGCAAUUGCCGUAUUCUACACUAUGAUAAAGACCAUGUUAACUCCCUUAAUCUAUACUUUGAGAAAUGACCAAAUGAAAAAUGCCAUUAGGAAAUUGUGUAGUAGGAAAGCGACUUCAGGUGAUCAAUAA